CCCCACCUUAACCAGCCAGGCAUCCCUCCUUCACCAAGAUAUCCUCGUCCGCGUCACCAAUAAACCACGAAACAUACAACGUGUUAUAUUCAUUUCAGGUGUUUGUCUCAUACGGUUUGAUAUAUGAAGAGAGCAGGAACUACUUAUUUGACGAAAUUUGGGCAACUUCAAAGGAGCUAUAACUCGGCCGAAACACUAUUCGCUGGUAGGUCAGCCUGUCAAAGUCGACAUCGUUGGCUAGUUUCAACCCACUUUCUGCUGCGCUGGACCGGACCUGAUAGUUUUAAACCGACCCAAACAACCUCAGCUCAUAAAAUCUUGUAGUCAGGCCAUCCGUUGCCCAUCCAGGUUCGAAUCACACAACAAACACUUUACACAGGCCCAUAUACUCACAACUUGGUUAUCCAGUUCCCGACGGUGCGGUUCCUGAAGGAGUCGAUGAAAGAGUAGCCAACUGGCUUGAGGACCAUCCCGACUCGGCCGAAGACAUGGCUACCAAUACCCCGCCACGAGAGGCAGACGCAGGCAGUCUCACAGAUUCUACAUACGAGUUUGUCGACGACGAUACCGAGAGCAGAGAUGGGAACGCAACUGAAUCUGUAGCCUCAGCUGACUACUGCCGCCCAGAUGAUGUUACGAGCCUUGCCGACACAGAGAACAGCUUCGACGACACCGAAUCCGAGAAGAGCCAUGCCACAGGUGAUACACCCGGUCUUGAUAGCAAUAACGAGGAAGCAGAAGCGCAAGAGAUCGGCCAGAGUGCAGAGAGCUUUCUCCAGACUACCACAGGAACUUCAGACCAGCCGAUCAUAUUUGAGGAGCCACAAGCCCACCGUGGUCCGAUAAUCGCCAGCCUUCCUAUCAAAGAUCUCUCCGAGGAUGAGAUUAAAGCGAUAACUCCAUACUUGAAACUCCGUGGUAACCGGGUGCCAGAUCGGAUAUCAGCUAGCCUCAGCCAGACUAUGAUGAGCACGCGAAUAUUGACAACUGUUGUGCCCUUGAGAAUCUUGUAUGUAGGCAGCCGUGGCGCGAUGCAUGAUAUUAUUCGCAAGAUUGGAAGUGCUGUUGCCGCCUACAUGGACAGCGACCCGUCAUCAAGCAGCUCCUCGGCGACAUUUUAUAACGUCAUACCAGUGAGUGACUUUGGAUCGCACCAUGCACCAGAGAUCGAGUUGAUGCCUUCCUCUGGCUGGAACUUCCAGGUUGAGGAAUGCUUGAAAGCAGUUAACUUCCCUGCUGAAAGUACACAAGGAAAGGAAGGUAUUCUGGAGUUGACGCUUGAUAAAAACACAUACCGCUCUGUGCCUCAAAACGGGGAAUUCCAUGUUCAGCCAAAAUGGGAGCUACCUCACCUCUCGAUCUUCUACUGCUCGGAAAAUGAUACGGAAGAAAUGCGUCAGACACGGAUGGCAGCUAGCGAAUUUACCAGCAGGCACAACAUUGCACAGAUUUUCAUCACUCACAAACCAAUGCUUGAGAAGCCACUCGAGUGGGAAAUCCCACUUGGGCACCACCCCAUUCACUUGUCACUGGAAGCCAUGUUCUCAUCAAGCAUGCCAAGAGGAACUGUCCAUCUCAGAAUGCCAAUUGAUUUGGCAUCUUUCAUGAGCAUUGAUGCUCGUCAGAUGAACAAGAACUUGGCUUAUAUCACAUUCCGGGCUAUGACGGAGCAAGGAGAGACGUCUGAAGCCGCUGGCUCCUCUGGAUCCAAAGUUGUCCGCCAGAUCCCUAAGACUACUCCCGCGGUCAAAGGACUUACCAACGUAAAGGCCACUAACUCACGAAAUGUCUCCCGAUUCCUGACGGGGCUUGGAUGGAGAGACUUGGUACCACUCGGCUUACUGAUUACCGGGAUUCUGGCAUCCAUUUUUGCAAACUUCUACAGCUUCAAACCGAUGCCUGCAAAUCUGGUGUCGAUCAAUGGAAAUCUGACUUCCACACAUCCGUCGCCAGUUACCGUCAUUACCUCCACAACCACCACGGAAUCGGCAGUAAUUAGCGGUAGCGCAUCAUAUACUGCUCGAGUUCAGACAAAGACCAUUAUCAAAACGAUUGAUGUGGAGGAGGUUCGCUCCAGCUCAACAAGCAUAUCCCUUGUCCAAUCUAAGGACGUUAGUGCCGUCGCCGAACCCUACGAUGGCCAUACGAUGGUAUGCACUGCUGAACGUCUCGAUGAUCAGGAAGUCCUCAUACGCAUCCCAUCUGCCACGAAGCUGAGUUGGCUUGCAAAAGAGGCCAUGCUUGUCAACGUCACACGCAACAACGAAACCGUCGACAUAGAGCGCGUAUACAGCUCACACUACGGAAUUAUCCUCCAUUUUGCCCGCCACGAGGCCCACGGAAAUCUCCAGAUCUCAGUCAUCACAACCAAGCACCCCAAGAUUAACAGGAUCCUCCACGUUGAUCUUGGGUCAUCGUGGACCCGUGGCUUCCACGAGACCCUAGACAAGCUUUGCCAGCGCGUCUAUGACGACGUUCUCCCUAAAGACUUCAACCUUGAUGAGACGCUCACACGUAUCGAUGAGUGGCGCAACCAAGCCGUCCUCCACGCUCAGUUCCUUGCUCACAUUGGCCGCCAACAGGCCGAGGUGCAAGGAGCGAGAGCUGCGGAGGCGGGGCGCGAACUAGCAACGCAAGCUAUAACCACUGGGGUAGAGCUUGCAGAUCGUGUGCGUGAGCCGCUUGGAGCUGCGCUGCUGAAGGCACAGGUGGAUAGCAGAGCACAGUGGCUGCGCUUGACAGGACGAGUUGACGAGGCCAAGGAGUACCAGCGAAAGGCCAGCGAGGCAGGGGUUACUACUGGAAAGUGCUCUCAGAAUACCUGUGGGUGGUUGGGACGGAAGGUGACGAAGGAAGCAGUGAAGGAGAAGGAGAAGCCGAAAGACAAGGCUAAGCCAUUGAGGGAUUCGCUAAAGGAGCAGAAGGAACAGAAGGAGACGGAGGCACGAAAGGUUGUGUUCAAGGCGCGUAUCGCGGAGAAGAAGAAGGAGACUAAAGCUCGGAGGGACGUGUUGAAGGAGCGCAAGGCAAGCCGGAAGACUUGUAGUAAGAAGCGGAAGGCAUGCAGGUCGAAGCGUUAGAGGACGGAUGGAAGCGACUAGUGUCGCUGAUGUUGCUGGAGAUUCGUGAGCUUUGAUUUUUAUUUUUUUGCCAGAUUAAGGGGGGAUGAGAGUCUCUGCUUCUUACUCGAGAGAUGGCGUAGGUAGGACGUACGUACUCAGUCAGGUACUUUGUUAUAGUUACGUGCAGUGCUAGGAAUUAACAAG
Molecule: messenger RNA, 3266 nt
Organism: Pseudogymnoascus verrucosus
Lineage: Eukaryota; Fungi; Ascomycota; Leotiomycetes; Thelebolales; Thelebolaceae
Exons: 2
Coding region: 489-3080 (863 amino acids)
Source: RefSeq, a predicted model, not a curated record